AUGUUAGUAUACACAGUCAACAUAGAUGAUUAUCAAACAAUGGAUGAUAAAGUAUAUUAUUAGAUCAACGUUUAUUGUUCAGAUGGACACAGGAAGAUUUGUAAACGAUAUUCUGACUUGAAAGCAUUGAAUGAAAAAAUCAUAGAGAAGAAUUCUAACUUUAAACUACAUUUAAAUUUGCCUCAAUUCCCUGGUAGAAAGAUAUUUGGGAGAACCAAAAAUUCAGUCGCAGGAAUCAAGUAGAGAGGAAAAGAAUUAUAGAACUAUUUAGAAGAAGUAUUAAACAUAAAAUAGUUGCAAUAAUUCUCAUCAAUUAAAGAAUUGUUACCUCAACAACAAUUACAUUAAGAAACUAUUUAGUUAACUCAUAGUGAUGAAUAUGAUAAAGAAGUUUGUUGGCUAUAAAUGGAUGAAUUAAAGCGAUCAUUUUUGGAGAGACAAGAAAUUAAAACACCCAAGAAUUUAAAAUCUAAAUGCAAAUCUAGCUUAAACACUAAUGGAUAUGUCUAGAGAUAUCAUUUUAGCAUUGAUGAUUAUGAAAUCCAAUAAGAUGUAGUUUUAUAUACGAUCACAUUAACAGACGCAAAAAAGACUACUAAUUAUUAAUUUACAUCAAGAUAUAGUGAUUUAAGAGAAUAUGAUAAAUUACUAAAAAAAGAGAAUUUGAAGGUUGAAUUGCCUGUUUAUCCGAAAAGAAAGAUCAUAUCUCAAACGAAUGAAAAUCCUUUCUUCAUCUAAGAAAGAUAGGAAUAACUUUAGAAAUAUCUAAAUGACAUUUUCGCCAUUAAAGAGUUAGUCUAAAGUGAACCUUUGCAAUACUUUAUUACAAAAAUUAAAUUAGAAGGUAAAGCCAUUCGAGUAGGGCCUGUUCAAUAAAAAUAGUAAAUUUGCACCAGAUCAAUUUUAUAUGAAAGUUAAGAGAAUUUGCCAGAAAGAAAAAGCUCUUUUUGA
Molecule: messenger RNA, 951 nt
Organism: Paramecium tetraurelia
Lineage: Eukaryota; Ciliophora; Oligohymenophorea; Peniculida; Parameciidae
Exons: 2
Biological process (GO): intracellular protein transport
Cellular component (GO): early endosome
Molecular function (GO): phosphatidylinositol binding
Source: RefSeq, a predicted model, not a curated record